Parastagonospora nodorum SN15 is the source of this 1488-nucleotide messenger RNA. RefSeq lists its product as hypothetical. The record is from RefSeq and is a predicted model, not a curated record. The coding region runs from base 1 to 1488 and encodes 495 amino acids. NCBI's taxonomy places the organism in Eukaryota, Fungi, Ascomycota, Dothideomycetes, Pleosporales, Phaeosphaeriaceae. Gene Ontology annotation, cellular component: membrane. Gene Ontology annotation, biological process: transmembrane transport. Gene Ontology annotation, molecular function: transmembrane transporter activity. The transcript is spliced from 5 exons.
AUGUCUAUACUCGACAACCCUCGUAAAUGGUAUCAAAUCAAAUGGUUCCAAGAUUACGACACACCAGAAGAACGCAAAUUGAUCGUAAAGUUGGACCUUCUGAUUGUACCAUAUGUUUUUGUGCUCGGCGGUCUAACAUCAGUUUUGGCGUACUGGACGAAGUACAUCGAUCAAGCUAACAUCAACAAUGCUUAUGUUGCUGGGAUGAAAGAGGACUUGGGGUUCCAAGGCAAUGAACUCGUAAAGCUGCAGACCAUGUACAUUCUGGGAGCCGUGCUAGGACAGCUUCCAUUCAUGUACCUCUUCACGCGGGUGCCUAUGUACUACCUAAUACCGAUGAUGGACGUGGCAUGGGGAAUUUUCACCCUCUUGCAGUUCCGAGUCACCUCCUAUGCGGAAAUCGCGGCUUACAGGUUCAUGGUAGGCUGGUUUGAAGCAGCUUUCUUCCCAGCCAUUCACUACAUCUUUGGCUCCUGGUACAGAUCUGAUGAAUACGGACGGCGUGCCGGAUUUUUCUAUAUCGGCCUCACAUUGGGUACUCUCACGGCGGCCUUGAUUCAGUCGGCAGCUUCCGCUAACUUAGAUGGUGUUCAUGGCCUUGCUGGAUGGCGCUGGAUGUACAUUGUCUGUGCGAUCUUGACUAUUCCCGUCGGCAUAGUCGGACUAUUCGUCAUUCCUGGUACUCCAGAUCAACCCAAUAAAUGGAUCCUGAAGGACAAAGACGUCCAGCUCUCGAAAGACCGGCUUCAACGGGCAGGCCACAAAACAGAAGGCAAGGUGACCGUGCAAACUUUUGUUCGUAUCGCAAAAUCCCCCCGUGUCUGGGCUUUACUUUUGCUGGAUAUAUUCUUCUGGAACGGUUCCGUCAACACUACUACCGGGGGCUAUCUGCUAUGGCUAAAGAGUCUGAAGCGGUACACUCCUGCACGUCUCAAUCAGCUGGGAGCCAUGUCACCUGGUCUUGGAAUUUUCUACACAUUAGCAGUCUGUUUCGGAUCCGACCUUUUGUUUGGUCCCGCGUGGGCAAUCACGAUUGCACACGUCUGGAAUAUCAUUGGGCUAAUCAUCUUGACGAUCUGGCAUGUCCCCGAACCAGCAUUGUGGUUCGCAUUCAUGACUACCUAUUCUGCCGUGGCCAUGUCGAGUGUGCUCUACGGUUGGAUCAACAGCCAGCUCAGCUACUCCCCUGCAGAGCGUUCCGUAGCACUGGUGCUGGCAAAUACCAUCUCACAAUCCACAACUGCCUGGACGCCGCUCUUGGUUUUUAAAACCGUCGAGGCACCAAGGUUCAUCAAAGGCUAUCCAUUUGUACUCGCGAACGCGGUCUGCUUGAUCAUUUUGGCACAUGUCAUCAAUACCUAUGCACGGAAAGGGCAACGGUCAAAUCCUCCGGUAGCAGACGAUGAAAGUGGAGGAUCGUUAGACCAAACAAGCAUCCAUUUGCGUACCGACCAGAAAGAUGAAGGCGCGUCUGAAGAAUCGAAAUGA